AUGGCAUCUUUGGUGUCUUGCUACAAUAGAGGUUGCGGUAAAAAUUUUGACCCACAAAACAAUACCGAAGAUUGUAUUCAUCAUCCUGGAGUGCCAUUUUUCCACGAUGCGUACAAAGGAUGGACUUGUUGUAAUAAAAAGAGCGUAGAUUUUACGGAGUUCCUCAACAUCAAAGGAUGCACCAAUGGGCUGCAUUCCAAUGAGAAACCGCCGGAGCCUGAGAAACCCAAAGAGGAUGCCUCUUUGACGGAAAAUGUGGCUCCCAUCGAGGUGAAGAUUCGCGAACCAAUCCGUUCGACUGUAGUGCGGCCUCCUUUUGAAACGGUAUUGCAAAAAUUGGAUGCAUGGGUUGCACCAGCUUUUCAAAAGCAAAUUGACGAAAUGCCACCAGUAACGGUGACCAAAAAAAAUCCUACCACCCUCGCUUCCAUCGAAGCUGGAGCAGUGUGUAAGCACGGAGGAUGCCAAACGACGUAUGAAGACGCGAAAACAAACGAUAACCCAUGUGUGUAUCAUCCGGGUGUCCCAAUAUUUCACGAGGGCAUGAAAUUUUGGUCUUGCUGUCAGCGAAAAACUUCCGAUUUUACUGCCUUCAUGAACCAAGCUGGCUGUGAAACAGGGGUUCACCAGUGGGUCAGCGAAGAGGAUGAGUCGAAGGCGAUCAAGUGUCGGUUGGAUUGGCAUCAAACUGCGACCACGGUGGUAGUAACGGUGUAUGCUAAAAAUUAUCAUUACGCCAAGAGUAGCGUCCGCGUGAAUCCAAUCCGGUUAGCCAUUUGUUUAGUUUUUCCACAGCAAGAUGGAAACCAGUACAAUAUGGACAUGGAACUUCGUGGGGUCAUAGAUGUUGCAAAAUGUAAGGUGCAAAUGUUCGGCACGAAGGUGGAAAUCACAUUAAUCAAAGCCGAGCCUGGCACGUGGGCCAAGCUAGAUUUUCCCCGGGAGAAGAAAAAUGAACAGCAGCAAGCGGAUGCCAAUGCAAAGGAUACUAGCACUGGCGCUGAUAGUGACUCAGACGUGGAUCUGGAUGAUCUGGAACCCACACUUCGCACAGCAACAAUAACGGAAAUUAAAGAAUAAAUUCUUUGCACUCAAACAGCGAUAAAUUCCUUGCCCAAGUGUGGGCCCUUCAACAGGAUCGAAUAAAAUGAACAAAGAACUUAAGGAUUAAC
Anopheles nili is the source of this 1172-nucleotide messenger RNA. RefSeq names its product cysteine and histidine-rich domain-containing protein morgana (gene mora). The transcript is spliced from 3 exons. Lineage: Eukaryota; Metazoa; Arthropoda; Insecta; Diptera; Culicidae. The record is from RefSeq and is a predicted model, not a curated record. The coding region runs from base 1 to 1080 and encodes 359 amino acids.